Messenger RNA from Terrapene triunguis (Three-toed box turtle), 8660 nucleotides. It is a transcript of the gene CLASP1, whose product is annotated as cytoplasmic linker associated protein 1. Gene Ontology annotation, cellular component: microtubule organizing center; spindle microtubule; mitotic spindle. Lineage: Eukaryota; Metazoa; Chordata; Testudines; Emydidae. Gene Ontology annotation, biological process: mitotic spindle assembly. Gene Ontology annotation, molecular function: microtubule binding; kinetochore binding. Bases 447 to 4838 code for a protein of 1463 amino acids. The record is from RefSeq and is a predicted model, not a curated record. The transcript has 38 exons.
GGGUGGAGGAGGAGAGGAGCAGCAGCCAUGCACUGCAGUAGGAGCAGCGGGAAUUAAGCGGGAUCUGCUGCUCCCAUUCUACUGCAUGCACCCUCCGUAACGUACAUGAGUCCAGUUUUCCUUGCACCCCCCAUCUGCUCUUCCAGCAGCUCCAGAAUGGACUGCUGAACUAGGAAAUAUUCCAGACCCAAUAAUACAACAUUGCUGCACCACUCGCAGCUUUAUCUAUUACUAGUUAUUUAAAUUGGACUUUUAAUAUCCUGCCAGCUGCUCUUCAGACACACAUGGUGCAUUGUUGCCAUUCCCAGAAUUGCAUCUUUGAAACCCAGGCCCUCAGUAACCUUCAUCGAACAAAGAGGCGACCUACAGGAUACAUUUAUAGUGGGGUUUCUCAGACCUACUGCCCUCUAGCUUUAUUCUCGCCGGUGCUGUAUUUCUAGCACACCAUGGAGCCCAGUAUGGAGUAUUGCUUAGCGCAGGUGCUUCAGAAAGACGUUGGAAAGAGACUUCAGGUUGGCCAAGAAUUGAUAGAUUAUUUCUCAGAUAAACAGAAGUCUGCUGAUCUUGAACAUGAUCAGACUAUGUUGGAUAAAAUGGUUGAUGGACUUGCCACGUCUUGGGUAAAUUCCAGCAAUUACAAGGUGGUUCUGCUGGGGAUGGACAUCCUGUCUGCACUAGUGUCACGGUUACAGGAUCGCUUUAAAGCUCAGAUAGGCACAGUGUUGCCAAGUUUACUUGACAGGCUGGGAGAUGCUAAAGACUCAGUGCGGGAGCAGGAUCAGGCUCUGCUGCUAAAAAUUAUGGAACAAGCUACUAAUCCUCAGUACGUGUGGGAUAGACUGUUGGGAGGAUUCAAACACAAGAAUUUCCGGACGAGAGAAGGGAUUUGCCUCUGCCUUAUUGCAACCCUCAACGUAUCCGGAGCUCAGAGUUUAACACUGAGUAAGAUUGUGCCACAUAUAUGUAAUUUACUUGGAGAUCCAAACAGCCAGGUUCGAGAUGCAGCAAUAAACAGCCUAGUGGAAAUUUACAGACAUGUAGGUGAACGUGUAAGGGCAGAUCUCAGUAAAAAAGGAUUACCACAGUCUCGGUUGAAUGUAAUUUUUACAAAAUUCGAUGAGGUCCAAAAAUCUGGAAACAUGAUCCAGGGUGCAGGUGAUAAAAAUUUUGAUGAUGAAGACUCUGUGGAUGGGAACAGACCUUCCUCGGCCAGUUCAUCUACAUCUUCAAAGGCCCCUCCAAACUCCCGCAGAGUUGGCAUGGGGACGGCUCGCAGACUUGGGUCUGCAGCUCUGGGCUCAAAGUCCACAGCAGCCAAAGAGGGAGCUGGUGCUGUUGAUGAGGAGGAUUUUAUUAAAGCGUUUGAUGACGUCCCAACAGUUCAGAUUUAUUCCAGCCGAGACCUUGAAGAAUCCAUAAACAAAAUUAGGGAAAUCCUAUCGGAUGAUAAGCAUGACUGGGAGCAGAGAGUAUCUGCACUGAAAAGGAUCCGAUCCUUACUAUUAGCUGGAGCUGCUGAGCAUGAUAACUUCUUCCAACACUUACGCCUGCUGGAUGGAGCAUUUAAAUUAUCUGCUAAAGAUCUGCGGUCUCAGGUAGUGCGAGAGGCGUGUAUCACGUUGGGACAUUUGUCUUCAGUUUUGGGAAACAAGUUUGACCAUGGGGCAGAAGCCAUCAUGCCAACCAUCUUUAAUCUGAUUCCUAACAGUGCCAAAGUAAUGUCCACUUCUGGUGUCGUAGCUGUUAGAUUAAUCAUCCGACAUACGCACAUCCCUCGGCUAAUACCCAUCAUAACCAGUAACUGUACCUCCAAGUCUGUUGCAGUUAGAAGGCGCUGCUUUGAGUUUUUAGACUUGCUGUUACAGGAAUGGCAAACACACUCCCUAGAAAGACACAUCUCAGUAUUAGCAGAAACAAUAAAGAAGGGAAUCCACGAUGCAGACUCUGAAGCAAGGAUAGAGGCAAGAAAAUGUUAUUGGGGCUUCCACAAUCACUUCAACAGAGAAGCAGAACACUUGUUUCACACGUUGGAAUCCUCCUAUCAGAAAGCCCUGCAGUCUCACUUGAAGAACUCAGACAGCAUUGUAUCCCUGCCUCAGUCCGAUCGCUCGUCCUCCAGUUCCCAGGAGAGCCUCAACCGUCCAUUGUCUGCCAAAAGAAGUCCUACUGGGAGCACUACAUCCAGAGCCUCUACAGUGAGUACAAAAUCCGUGUCAACCCCAGGAUCUCUGCAGCGGUCUCGCAGUGACAUCGAUGUGAAUGCAGCAGCUAGUGCCAAGUCGAAAGUAACAUCUUCUGGAGCUUCCACCCCCUUCAGUUCCGCAGCAGCCCUGCCCCCAGGCUCGUACGCAUCACUAGGUCGGAUCCGUACGAGGAGGCAAAGCUCUGGAAGUGCCACAAGUGUUACCUCAACGCCUGCCGAUACCCGAGGCCGCAGCCGUGCUAAAGUAGUUUCACAGUCCCAGCCUGGCAGCCGGUCUAGUUCUCCUGGCAAGCUGUUGGGAAGUGCGUACGGCGGACUGACCAGCGGAACAGCUAGAGUCCCACCAGUGCCAUCAUCCUCAGAGAAACGCAGCAAGAUCCCUCGAAGCCAGGGAUGCAGCCGAGAGACAAGCCCCAACAGAAUAGGACUAGACCGGUUUGGACUUGGCCAGCCAGGCAGGAUGCCUGCUUCUGUGAAUGCCAUGCGAGUCCUGAGCUCAAGCACAGAUCUGGAGGCUGCUGUGGCUGAUGCACUGCUGUUAGGAGACUCCAGGAGCAAGAAAAAGCCAGUGAGAAGAAGAUAUGAGCCGUAUGGGAUGUAUUCUGAUGAUGAUGCUAAUAGCGACGCAUCGAGUGCUUGCUCCGAGCGCUCAUAUGGCUCUAGGAAUGGAGGCAUUCCACACUACCUACGACAAACUGAAGAUGUGGCUGAGGUCCUAAACCACUGUGCCAGUUCCAACUGGUCGGAGAGAAAAGAAGGGCUCAUAGGCCUUCAGAAUUUAUUGAAGAGCCAGAGGACGCUGAGCCGAGUCGAAUUAAAACGGCUGUGUGAGAUCUUUACGCGCAUGUUUGCUGACCCUCACAGCAAGAGAGUUUUCAGCAUGUUUCUAGAAACCCUGGUAGAUUUCAUCAUCAUCCAUAAGGACGACUUGCAAGAUUGGCUGUUCGUUCUCCUGACACAGUUACUUAAGAAAAUGGGAGCAGACUUGCUAGGAUCUGUGCAGGCAAAAGUUCAGAAAGCUCUAGAUGUAACAAGGGAUUCUUUUCCGUUUGAUCAGCAGUUUAACAUUUUGAUGAGAUUUAUUGUAGAUCAGACCCAAACACCAAACCUCAAGGUAAAAGUUGCAAUCCUGAAGUACAUUGAGUCCCUGGCAAGACAGAUGGACCCAACAGACUUUGUGAACUCCAGUGAGACCAGACUUGCUGUAUCUAGAAUCAUAACUUGGACAACAGAACCAAAGAGCUCAGAUGUAAGAAAGGCAGCACAAAUAGUCCUGAUUUCACUGUUUGAACUGAACACUCCCGAGUUUACCAUGUUACUUGGUGCCUUGCCAAAAACAUUCCAAGACGGUGCUACCAAGCUCCUCCACAACCACCUCAAGAACUCCAGUAACACUAGCGUGGGUUCUCCUAGCAAUACUAUUGGUCGGACUCCUUCACGGCACUCUAGCAGCAGGACCAGCCCCUUAACGUCCCCUACCAACUGUUCCCAUGGCGGACUGUCUCCAAGCAUGCUGGAUUAUGACACGGAGAACCUAAAUUCCGAUGAAAUCUACAGCUCUCUUCGUGGAGUCACAGAGGCAAUUGAAAAGUUUAGUUUCCGUAGUCAAGAGGAUCUGAAUGAACCAAUCAAGCGUGAUGGAAAGAAGGACUGUGACGUGUCUCGAGAUGGUGGAAUAGCUGCACCUGCCAGCGAUGUACGUGGAAGCAGUGAUGUCAUGGAAGGAGGAAGGAUGGCUCUAGAUAACAAAACCUCUCUACUUAAUACUCAGCCUCCACGCGCCUUUUCAGGGCCCCGAGCCCGAGAUUACAAUCCCUACCCUUAUUCGGACACAAUCAACACCUACGACAAGACUGCCUUGAAAGAGGCUGUGUUUGAUGAUGAUAUGGAUCAGCUUCGGGAUGUAUCCAUUGAUCAUUCUGAUUUGGUGGCUGAUCUUCUGAAAGAACUGUCCAACCACAAUGAACGGGUGGAAGAACGGAAAGGAGCCCUGCUCGAGCUAUUGAAGAUCACGCGAGAAGAUAACCUGGGAGUUUGGGAGGAACAUUUCAAAACCAUUUUGCUCUUGCUGCUAGAAACACUUGGAGACAAAGAUCAUUCAAUAAGAGCCCUGGCAUUAAGAGUAUUGCGGGAGAUCUUAAGAAACCAGCCAGCAAGAUUUAAAAACUACGCAGAGCUCACCAUCAUGAAAACACUGGAAGCACAUAAGGAUUCCCAUAAAGAGGUUGUCAGAGCUGCUGAGGAAGCUGCUUCCACCCUGGCCAGUUCCAUACACCCUGAACAGUGCAUCAAAGUGCUCUGCCCCAUCAUUCAAACGGCUGACUACCCGAUUAAUCUAGCUGCCAUCAAAAUGCAGACAAAAGUCAUUGAAAGGAUUUCAAAAGAAUCUUUACAUCAGCUCCUUCCUGAUAUCAUCCCUGGGUUGUUACAGGGGUACGAUAAUACAGAGAGCAGCGUUCGCAAAGCCAGCGUGUUUUGCCUAGUGGCAAUUUAUUCAGUAAUUGGAGAAGAACUGAAACCUCACCUCGCACAGCUCACAGGAAGCAAGAUGAAGCUACUAAACUUGUACAUAAAGAGGGCCCAGACCACCAAUAGUAACAGCAGCUCAUCUUCAGAUGUUUCAACGCACAGUUAAUGGAGAUAUCUGGACAUGUGUGUAGACUUAGAAGCAAUCAGCGGUGCCUCUCAGAGACCUUUCUGCUACCCUUUCUUCAUUGGCACGUCCCAUCAGCUAAAGGAGGCCAUGCAGAUAUUUAUUGCAAUCAGUAUUUUAGUCCUUUAAAGCUUUUAUGUAGACUCUUAUUGGUACUGAAUGUAAAGGAAGCAAGGCCUGUGUUGCAGUCCUCAUUUAAGAAAAAACAACCGUAGAAAGCCAUACUUAAACAUAUUGGUAUAGCCAGCUGAAAUCUUUACCAUAUGUUUAGGUUGCAGUGUUUCAGAACUGAGUCCAAAUAACAUGUUCAUGCUUAAAAGCGAAAUGAGUCCCUUUUUUUAGUUAAUUUGACACAAAGUUUUGUUUUUUAAUGUAUUAAAUUACCUGCUGUGUGAGCAGUUUUUCCUUCUGGAUGUAACCCAUUUUGGCUAGACCCUUCACCUCCCAAGUGCGGUGGUGUGUCCCCGUUCUAUACUCUGAUCUGAAACGCGCCUAAACUGCAAGAUCUUGAUGAUGAAAUCUUUGCAAAUAUUGCCAUGCUUCUGGCUUUUAAUGCUUUAAGACGGAUCGGUACCUUUAUUGAGUAAUUAGAAAAAUCCAAGUUUUAUAGCUAAAGUUCCAGAUUUCCAUAUGGGCUAAGAAUUUCUCUGCAGCUUUUCCCCACCCGCCAGUAUCGUCUAACAAGAGCAGCCUGGGUCUCCCACCUGUAACUAACAGGGUUAACAUCAGCCCGGCCUUCCAUCUUCUUCCGUUGCUCAGAAGACCCUGGGGGUUCAUUUUAAAGGCAGGAUAGUGGGUUUGUCGUCAGGACUGCGCAGUGGAGACUUGCCAAAGUCUGUGAAACUAGCUGAGACAUCUUUAUUUUUGUUGAAGUCUGUUCUGAAAGGGGCUGAUCUACAACUCUAGUUCAACAGCUCUGGUGAUGGAUAAUGAAUAGCCUCAAUUACCAUGGGCCAUUCCCCUCCACACUUCUGAGCCUCGUUUGGCUCAGGAAAUGUAAAGGGGAACUCUUAACCGGACAAAAUAUUCCUGUACAUUUAAACUUGCAGCUUGGCCCUAGUGUUUAAUAAGACAACGCCCCCCCCUCCUGCACCCUCUCCGCCCAUGACCUUGUGCCCCCCCCCCGCCCAUGACCUUGUGCCUAAAAAGCCUGCAGUGUAGUUAACCAGCAUUUUAACCUCUUCUUCGCCGACAGAACCAGAGUACAAUCCUGCAAGGCACUUAGCACCUCUGGAUAGGUGUUGAGUGCCCUCAGCUGCCAUUGGCUUCAGUGGAGAUGGGGUCGCUCAGCCCAGGCAGGAUCGGGCCCCUGUAAUAGGCAAGGCUGGCAGAAUUCUUGAAUGGACUGAUCAGCACAGGGAAAACUUAGAACCAACCCAGCCCCAGUGAAAUAUACCAGCAGAGGGGCCCUCCCAGGCUCUGCACAUCCCCUGCAGAGUGGCCUGGCGUCCACAUAGACACCCACCCAGGGAAGGCUAAUGCCAUGUCGACUCAACACCCCCCCCAUCAGUUUGUUGAAAGACCUGAUCCUGAGAGGUGCUGAGUGGCCUUCAGCUCCCAUUGAAAUCAAUAACAGUUGAGGCUGUCUUGGGACCCGGCAGAAUCGGGCCCCAAAGCAGCAGGUUUUUCAGCCUCCUUCAUCCCUUGUGUGACAAAGUGGAAGGAACAAUCCGGCUCCUGUGUUUUUUCAGGACGGGCCCUAUCUUAUGCUGGCUGCAGGAUCAGGCAAUUUGUCUGCUGCUCUUCCUGCAUAUAACGCCAUCAUAAGAGAGAUCUUUACUAGCCUGUGUUGUGGUGUUUCCCCAAAGACUCACCGCAGACUCGAAAAUGCCUUCAUUGGAGGGAGGCUGUUAUAACCUGCGCUAGCCAAUAAAAUCCAGUCUCCCUUCGCAUGGACCAUUCACUUUCACCCCUUCUCGAGACGCUUGCUAGAGGUUUUCUUCUUCUUUUUUUAAUUCUUGUUGUGGAUGAUUUGAAUUAUUUUAGUUUAACGUGAAUUAAUUUUCCCUUUUGAGGAAAUAUUCAAUCAAUAUGUUGGCAGCAAUCAGCUGUCCCAUUUGAAUUUUUAGGGUGUUUUAUUUUUAAACUGCUUUCCUAACAGUCAGUAUUUUAAAAGUCGCUUUUCCCAUCUCAGUUCAGCAUCUUCUGGGGUCCAAACCCCAGAAGUGGAAUGCAAAGUCUGCGUAAUGGACUGUGCUGUGUGCUUAGUCCUUCCAGCUGUGUGACCGAUCUUGUUCCAUCCCGGUUUGCUGUUUGUUUGUUUGUUUGAAUGGCACACUGUAGCAGAUCUAUGUGAAUUGAAUUCCUUCUGAAAUGAUUUUAUAUAUUUUAUAAAAUACUGUUAGUAUGCACUGAGUGAAUGCACUGUAACGUCCAUAAACUGACCUACCACAUACGCUGACACUACAGUACGAAUUAACAACUCGUCUCUUAGAAAUACAUGUGAAAUAUGUUGCUGCUGCUGCUUUGAGACUUCAGUGAUGAGCUUGUAUUUCCAGAUGUUAUUAGCAUAAUUGGGGCUGCAAAUCACAGAACCAGGCCUUACUUUCUUAAUCAGAUACUGUUUUGUUUAUCAACAGAUGCUCAUUAAUGUGAUACUUUGUUUGAUUACACAAGUCAAUCAAGGACUGUUCAUCCUUUGAGUACUCUAGAUGUCUGUUACACCUGUAUACAGUAGGAGGCAUUCUGCUUCAAUUAUUUAUAAAUUCAUUUGCGUAUAAUGUACAUAGUAAGGUUGGUUUAGAGUUUUGAACAUGACCGGAUUUUCCUUUGAAGUACUCAAAGGGCUAGCUCUGAAUGUCACUUGUAUGAUCUCCAGUGUUCUGCAUUCUGAAAGCUGAUCAAUCAUAUUUUCUUUCGCAAGCAUAAAGGUCUCUCUGGCUACAAAUCUGACAGUGUCCGCGGGCACAUUUGCAGAGAAGGAUCUGCAUGUUGGCGAGACAUCACUGCGACAGUGAGGCAGGUGUUAAUGUUUUCCCAGCAGUAGCCACCUACAACAGCUGCCUUUUUCUUGCUGCCCAUUAUACAGGGCUUCAGUUUUUGGUAUCUUACAAGAAAAACGUUUCUUUGAUUUGCCCACCAUGCUUGUAAAGUCUGACUGUGAGGAACUGUGAAAAUACCAGCACCCUUUGGCUGUGGGGUUGCUUAAAUCUCAGACAAGGAUGGCCAUUCUGUCAUUGGCUGUACCAGUGCUCCAUGGGCAUGAGCAAAUCAAUUGAUACAUCCCCCUCACAGUUUUAAGUUCUGUAGUUCUCUCAUGUAGUGCAGAAUUAUUGAGGCAUGUGGCUUUCUUAAGGUACACUAUGUGUGCUUGCCUGGAUUACAAGACAAGACAAGACUUCUUUUCUAUUGCUUAUUACUAGCUUACCAAUAACCUGUAUAAGUAACGUAACUCGCAUCUUUGUCAUCUAAAUCUUUUCCCCUCCUCAUCCCUUUAUUUAUCAAGCAUAAUAUGACAUAUUAAGGGACAGAAAAUAAAACUUUGUAGAAUACAGCAGGACUUUGCUAACAAUAAUGUUUUAAAUGGGAAGUAAAAACUGCUCUGAAAAAUGUCAGCCAUAAGAAAUGAUUUUGUUGGCACAGUGUUCAUGCGCAUGUAUUUUUUUUUCUUUUUUUUCCUUCUUUUUUUGGCUUUUGUCAUGUUACAUCCAUAUCUGUAUUUAUAUCUUAUUUGUUUAACUUUUGAGUGUAUCAUGGCAAAUGUACAGAUGUUUUUUUGUUAACAUUUAUGUGAUAGAAUUUGCUAAAAAAAAAAAAAAUAAAACCUUUUGAGUUUGCCCUAGAAUAAAUGAAACUUAAGUUUAA